Mercenaria mercenaria is the source of this 874-nucleotide messenger RNA. RefSeq lists its product as uncharacterized. The transcript has 6 exons. Lineage: Eukaryota; Metazoa; Mollusca; Bivalvia; Venerida; Veneridae. Bases 228 to 596 code for a protein of 122 amino acids. The record is from RefSeq and is a predicted model, not a curated record.
UAAAACAUUGAUUAAUCAAGUCACAAGGGUUUAAUGUUUAUAGUGUCUCCAGCUGAGGUUUAAACCAGAAUUUAUAUAAAAGUGUGUAACUUGGCCAAAUUCAAAUCAUGUAUUACGAUUGUAACUCUGGUGGAACAAUGGUGGACAGGAUGAACUUAUAAAUUGAAAGUAGUGUUAAGAAAGUAUACGCUAAAGAUAAUUAUCAGGACACAAACAAAAGAGAAAUCAUGGCAUUGUCAUCAAUGUCAUACUUUGCCGAUAUGGACAGAUUACGGUCCUGGUCAAGGCACAGUAACUACCAAACGCCGAAAAGUAUGAAAGAUGUCUGGAGAACCUCGUACCAAAACAGCUUUAACGGAAAGAAGAUAGGUUUUCACCCAGACAGAAUUAUAGUUGAUUAUUUCACCGGAAACAGAGAAAUAAUGCACAGUCCGAUGAGCAGACACAAACAGAAUAUGAAAACGUCAUUAAAUGGACGCGCGCGUGAAGGUUUCCGGUACUGGGUACUGGAUAAAGCCAAACCGUCACAGUUUGGAAAAUAUGGGACCGGGGCAUACAAAACUGUACUUGGAAUUGGUAACGCGCCCAGGACAUAGUCUGCUGAUAUGCUGAAUCAUUGUCGUCUGCAUUUUGACAUUAGCUCAUAUUUGUUGCACGUGAUUUUUCGAUUGCAUGUGCGUUCACGAUCUAUGAAAAACACUUUGUAAACAGAUUAUUACUGGAUCUUGCACGCGCAAUUCUAUAAAUUACAAAUGAUGACAAUUUUAAGUUUUAUGUUACAGAACAAAAUGCAAGAACAGUUAAAGUGAUGAAAACAUAUAAUAUUGAUUUUCCAGUAUAAUGUUAUGAAAUCAGUAUAUAUAUUGACACUAUA